CUGUCACCGCGAGACUCCCGGGAGCGAGCACAGCGUCAUGUGACGUGAAGGCGGAAGUGCUCACAUAAACAGAAAACUAGCAUAAAAAAGAGAACUCUGUAUUUAAAAUUUGAUCAUUUUGCAAUUUGUUAUCUCAACAUACAGCAUAUAACUGCAUGGUGAGACAUGUCUUCAAGCCACACAAAGGAUGCCAGCUUUUUGGGAGGAAGGAUACCAGCAGAAAUCGAGUCAAUGUCGAAAAACCUGAAGGAUGUGGACCAAGAGUUGUUCAGAAAAAUACUAAAAGCUGUGGUCAGCGCCCUGGAGGGGAAGGACAGCAGAGAGGCGAUGAAGUCGAUAGCAGAGAGCAGCAUCAUCCCCCAAGAGAGGCUCAGUCACAUUGUAGCUGGGAUGUACAAAGUGCUGUCUGAGGCCAUCCGGAUCCCCACAUCAUCUCUGAAACAGGAGGCCUUCAGAGAAGAUCUUAGAGAACUGAGGAUACCUGAAGACUUUAUCACAGAUUUCUCCAGUGUGGUUUUUGGCAACAGGCGUGCAGCUCUUGAUGCAGCGACCUCUCAGAAUGAUCCUCACCUCCCCACCGUAGAAGACUUUAAAUGGAGAGUAGAUGUUGCCAUUUCUACAAGCUCUUUAGCCAGAGCCCUGCAGCCUUCUGUUCUGAUGCAGAUGAAACUAUCAGACGGGAGCUUUCACCGCUUUGAGGUGCCUGUGUCUAAAUUCCAGGAGCUACGUUACAACGUGGCUCUGAUUCUCAAAGAGAUGAACGAUCUGGAGAAGAGGAACAUUCUCAAAAUACAAGAUUGAUGGCCUGUUAUCGAAGGAAACUGUCCUCUCUACGUAGUUUUUGGGAUGUAGUGGAGUUUUGUAAAUUGCACCGAAUGCCACUAAUUCUUUUUAAAUCAUUUUUAAUAUGAUAUUAUGAAAGAUAAGAAUAAUCUGCCUGUCGUGACGUUAUGAUUUGAUGGCGUUGGCAUCCAACAUACUUGACUGCUGACAGAGGGCAAAAUGAUAAGAAUAGUUAGCCGGCUGGCUGCACCACAGGAACACCUAAUGACCAUGAAGAUAAAGAGACUCACUGUCUUUAUUUAAAAAGAAAUCUAUAAAAUCAAACUGCAUCACUCUUUUCGUUGCCUUGUGAUAAACUGUACAUAUUAGCAUUAUUAUAUUCAGUGGUUGUCGGGAGAUGUUAGACGGCUACAAAGCCUCCAUUGUGCCAAAAUACAAACACAGUCAAGUGAGGACUCAGACUCUCUCUUACUAAGUAUCCACUUUAACUGGUGUCAUGUGAUCUGAGACUGAACAUUUUGUCCACAUGCUUCUGAAACAUGACAAUGUGCAAAUCAAAGAAUGAACCAUUUUUUACUCAUGAUCUUAUGCAUGUAAUUCAAACCAGUGACAGAACACAAUGUUUACUUGUCUUUUGUGUUGUAGCACUAUUGUAUAAAAAGCUAAAUGAUGAGUUAUUUUGUAUGUUUGCCAUAAUAGCAUCAAGACUUUUUACCUCUUGAACCACAUUUCUCUAAUAAAAUCUGUCCAUACCUGUA
Cottoperca gobio is the source of this 1541-nucleotide messenger RNA. RefSeq names its product COMM domain containing 5 (gene commd5). The record is from RefSeq and is a predicted model, not a curated record. Bases 166 to 801 code for a protein of 211 amino acids. Gene Ontology annotation, cellular component: nucleus. NCBI's taxonomy places the organism in Eukaryota, Metazoa, Chordata, Actinopteri, Perciformes, Bovichtidae. The transcript is spliced from 7 exons.